AUGCCGAUGAAGCUGGAAGGAAGCUGCCAAUGCGGCGGCGUCGAGUUCAGCCUUGACUCCAACACCCCUGUGCCAUACCAGCUGUGUGUAUGCAGCAUCUGCCGCAAAGUAGGCGGAUACAUGGGCAGCGUCAACCUAGGAGGCAUCAACAGCUCCCUCAACAUCACCAAGGGGAAAGACUUGAUAAAGAAAUACCACGCUGUAAAAGACAGGGGCAAGCCGACAGAAGAGAAGUGCAGCUCUGAACGGAACUUCUGCUCAAACUGCAGUACCAUGCUCUGGGUAUAUGAUAAGAGCUGGCCGGAGCUUGUGCAUCCGUUUGCAGCGGCAAUUGAUACCGAGCUGCCCGAGCCGGACGAGAUGGUGUGCAUACUGGCUGAUUCGAAGCCGAAUUGGGCGCGGUGGCCGGAGGGGAAGAAGGUUGUUCAUAAGACGUAUGGAGAUAGUUUGGAGGACUGGCAUAAGAAGCAUGGAAAGUAUGUUGAGUAG
Messenger RNA from Nannizzia gypsea CBS 118893, 489 nucleotides. Its product is annotated as DUF636 domain-containing protein. NCBI's taxonomy places the organism in Eukaryota, Fungi, Ascomycota, Eurotiomycetes, Onygenales, Arthrodermataceae. Gene Ontology annotation, molecular function: carbon-sulfur lyase activity. The record is from RefSeq and is a predicted model, not a curated record. Bases 1 to 489 code for a protein of 162 amino acids. The transcript is spliced from 3 exons.